AUGGCACCCGUGGACGAGGAGGAAGCCAAGAUGUGGCAGGCUGUGGCCUUCCGCGGAGCUGUGGAUCGGGGUGAUCUGGAUGAAGUCAAUGAGAUGUUGGAGAACGGGUCUAACCCAAACUACAAGAUGCCAGAUGGCUCCAAUUGGACUGUCCUCAUGCUCGCCUCCUACGGAGGGCACGAGGAGUUGGUGCAGAAGUUCACCAAGGGAGGCAAGGGCGUGAGCGACAAGGAUCCACAGGGCUUCCAGGCGAUUAUGCUGGCAGCCAUCAAGGGCCACGCACAUGUAUGCCGGUCACUCCUGGACAAGAAGGCGGACCCAAAUGUCAGCAAUGAGGAUGGCGAGACGCCUGUGAUGAUGGCUGCUGCCAUGGGACAUCAUGAGGUUGUCAGGCUCCUCCUAGACGCAGGUGCUGAUGCCAAUGGCCAGGACAAGAACUCCAUGAGUGCCCUCAAGAAG
Molecule: messenger RNA, 459 nt
Organism: Symbiodinium pilosum
Lineage: Eukaryota; Dinophyceae; Suessiales; Symbiodiniaceae
Source: the annotation of a GenBank genome assembly